This is a messenger RNA of Porites lobata, 11501 nucleotides long. The record is from the annotation of a GenBank genome assembly. NCBI's taxonomy places the organism in Eukaryota, Metazoa, Cnidaria, Anthozoa, Scleractinia, Poritidae.
AUGACGACAGAAACUAAAGAACCGCUUUUUCGGGACAUAGAUGGCGACGAAGGAGAAAAUGUUAAUACAAUCGAGAGCCUCUGUAUGUCCUGCGAGGAAAACGUAAGCUGCGAUAGUUUCGUUGUCACUUCUAACCCCUAACCUGAUGAAUUGAGUUGGAUAAUUGCAUUUUUGCUUUCCGUGGCGGGUGUAAAAUACAGGUCUUAUUGCACAGUUCAAGCUCCUUGUUUCUCUCUCCCUUAUCGCAUGGUGACUUCUCCUGUGAACUGAGGAUUGCGUGACCUGUAUUUUAGACUUGGCGUUUAACAUGCUGCAACCCUUCCCCCCCACCCCCAACUCCUUUCCCCAGGAAGAGGACCGGUAGAAUUCCUCAGGGUAAGCCUUAAAAGUUGUGGAAUUCUUCAGGCGUAAUGCAGAGAUGCCAACCUCUGGAGAUCUAAAAUCUGGAGACUCUCUCUUUUUCACUCCCCCCCUCCUCCACACCCCUGACAAAUAUGGGAAUGACUAAGGACAUUAUAUGAAUUCUUACAUGAGUUACAUACCAUAAAAAUUCGCGAUCAUCGUUUUGAUGCCAGAUAUAAUCUUUGUCAGUGACUAAAUCAGUGCAAAAAUGCCCCAGAAACCGUACUAUGAAUAAAAAAAUUGAAUAUUUGACCUAAAAAUAGAAAUAAAAUAGCUCAAAAGAUGAUUUUAUCCGGGAGAUAUGGUGACCCGUACGGGAGACCUGGAGAUUGGUGUCGUACCCAGGAGACUCCCAGAUAAUCCCGGAGAGUUGGCAUGUAUGGUAAUGUAAAGUUGGGGAAUUUUUAGGGGCAGAGGUGGUGAGGAUACUAAUUUUUAAGGGAACUCUCCAGGGCUGAACACAUAAUGUUGUGGACUUGUUAGGAAAAAUUAAAGUGCCUUUUCUAAGACAUUCAGGGCUAAACCCUUUUAAUAUAGAAGUCUUCAGGGUUGAGCACAAUAUUAUUGCUGUGUAGGAGGGAGACAGCUAUGAAAUGCAAAAGCCAUUGAAAUCACAUAGUUGAUUGCAAGUCUUUUGCUUUAUGUACAUUGUAAACUAAACUUUAAUGAAAAAAAAUGAGUGCAUUUAGUGUAGAGCUCAACACAACGGCUGGUCAACGGACAAUGUCUGUGGCCCAUACCCAUUUAAACCAAUUAGAGGAAUACCCCACCUCCUGCCCACAACAUAGACUUACACACAAGUGGCAUUGAGUGAUUGAGGAUUGGUGGGUGGUAAUUGUGAGGAUAUGGUGGAAAAAGAUAAAUGAAUUUUCUUUUUAAUAGGGGACAACAAGGUUGCUGCUUACGAGAAUUCCAUUCUUUAAGGAGAUAAUUCUUAUGUCAUUUGAAUGCCCUCACUGUGGAUUUACUAAUAAUGAAGUACAGUCUGCGGGAAGAAUUCAGGAGAAGGGUAGCACCAUAACGCUGUCAGUAUCAUCACCAAAGGUACAGUGAAUUUAAUACAAGAACUGUGAAAAUAUUGGUGACUGUUAUUUAAACCUUGCACUUUGUCUUCAAGUUGGCUACAAAUGUUGUUAUUAUACAUCAGACUCACUAUGAAAAAUCUGAUUGGUCGAGAGCAUUCAAUCAAUUCACAAUAGCUUGUGAACUUGACAUGAAAAAUGCAAUAUCUGCUGCAGAUAUUGCAUUUAUCAUGUCAAGUUCAACGUCUGCCUGGUUACCAAGCCCCUUGGAGUGUUCUCCUCAGAAACAGAAUGGCUGAAUGUCUUCUUUUGCCUAUUGUUUAAAAAAUGUAUAAUAAAGCAAUUACUGAAUUCGGUUUUCGCAUGAUAUCAUGAAUUAUCAAAACCUCGUGUCUGUAUUAUCUGCCUCAGCCUUCGGCUUCGGCAGAUAACACAGACCUCGGUUUUGAUUAUUCAUGAUAUCAUGCUCAACCUCAUCCAAUAAAUUAUUGUUUAUUAUGUAGAUUGUGCUCAUGAUUAUCUGUCUUCUUAUUGGCUAAGAGCCUACUGUUAAUUUUAGAACUCAUUGUGCCUCGUAAAAUUAUCAGUUAUCUGUUAGUACAUGUAGAUUAGUAACUAAUCUGUAGGUUUUGUAGACAAUGCAUAAUUUCCAUGAGCACAUCUACCAGUACUCUUUUUGGAAUAAAAUAAACUGUGUUCAGUGCAACGGUAGUGUAAUUGUUGUUAUUUUUUCAUUUGUUAUUUCAUGAACACUUGUAAUAAUAAUCAGAAGAACACCUCAUCACAGCAGAAUAUUAUUAUUUUAACAGUCAACCAUUAUAUUGUCAACUUCUGAGCUGCAACUAUAAUUUUUGUAAAUACAUGCUUGCAGCAGUUAACGCCCUAGUGCGUUUGGGUCCAAAAGUGGUUGUGAUCGGGAAACAUUUUCAGCUAAUAAAAUGGAUUCUUGUAGGAGACAACAUUGAUUGUGUUUUUGCAGGAUUUAAACAGACAAGUUGUAAAAUCAGAUGCUGCUUCUUUCACAAUUCCUGAGCUGGAGUUUGAAAGUCCUGCCUUUUCACAGAAAGGAGGUAAGGGGCUGCCGCUGCCAUUUUUUUUCUUUGUGGCAGGGGGUGGUGCAGUAAGCUUUCAUCUGAACAAAUAUAAGCAAUUUAUUAUUAACUUGUCAGCAACCCAAUUUGCUAACCGUUUAUACCAUUAGCCUUCACUGUUUUGUCUUUGUUUAAUACAUUAAUAUACUGCACUGUCAAAUCUCCUGGUUACUGCACACAUCUCCCCAGUCUCAGGUAUGGGUCACCAAAUCUCACAUAUCCACAAAUCAACCUUUGAGCUUUUCUGUGCUUUAAUUUGAAAUUCUGAAUUUCCCUAAAUUCAGUUUUUUUUGGUGGAGGCAGGGGGUGGGGGGAUUUUUGAUUUGAUGGAAUGUACGGUCUCUGGUGGCAUCUGCAUGAAAUAAGAUCUCAAACUUUGGAACAGAAUUAAUUGGCGUGGAGGAUUUAACUUGCAGGUUUGCAGGUGUGACUAAAGGUCCUAUCACUCAAACUUAGUUAUUUGUAAUCAGUUCACCUUGACUUGCAAAAUUAAACCCAGCCAAAUUUUGCCCAAUAUGUAAUCUAUGCUGUGGUUUAAUUUCAUUCUUGUUUUAAAUUUCAUUUUUCUUUGUUUUAGGAUAUGGUAAUGUUUGAUAAUGAGUUUGAAACAAAAGAAAAUGAAGUUUUAACCAAGAAUAAAAUUGAACCACAACACAUAGGUGUUUGUUACUGGUCAAAAUUAAAUUUAGGUUUAUAUUUUAACAUAGAUUGAUUUUCAAUGUUUUUUGUCUGGACAAGCCCUAUAACAUUCAUGAAUCAGGGCUAGGAGACAAAGGAAAUUGAGAAUCAAUCACUUACCUAGGUUAAAAAAUCUUCACCUGAAUUUAUAAAUUCAGGUGAAGAUUUUUUAACAUAUACAUAAGACAAGGUAAAAGUGUUUGAAAAUUGCUCUGCAGAACUGAACACUAUCGAAGGACUUUUGGAAAGAGCCAUUACUGGCCUGGAGGAACAUCAGCCAGUUAGAAAGGUAAAUAAAUUUCAGAUAACUGCAAAUGAGUUAAGAUGAAUCCAUUGAUUAUUGGAUAAUUUAUUAUUAAUGUGACAGUCUAAGGGAUGUGUAAUUCUGGUUGCAAUUAGAUGGUUUCCAGAUAUGAAAAUGACUGAGUGUUUUUAUUUUUAGUCAGUCAAAAUUUAUGUCAUUAAAUAAUAAUAAUAAUGGUAAUGAUAAUGAUGAUGAUAAUAAUAAUAAUGAUAAUAGAAUAAUAAUAGAAAACGAUGAUAUUAUAAAUAUUAUAAUAUCAUCGUUUUCUUGUGAUAAUGUAUACCUGGCUAAACUAACAGGAAAAAACAAAAAUUUGGAGGUGGAAAAUAUUUUUGUUGUGAUAUUUGAUACUUGCUAACUAAGUAAAAUUAUUUUGCAAAAAUGGUGCAGUAAUAAAAACUUAAACUUGAGUUUUCUGACUCAACUGUAAAAUUGCUACUGGUUCUCAAAGGCUUCUGGAAAAAAUAUAACAAAAAACUAGAUCUUAAUCUGCGGACUAGCCUGUACACAGACAUUGUUUUCUUUCUCUUUUUGAAAAUCAACGAGCAAGUGAGCAAAGCCAGUGUGUGAGAUCAGUGCUGAAUUCUGAGACAAAACAAUUUUUUUCUGAACACUUUUGAAUUUAUUUAAUCUGCUCAAUAUUAGUACAAUGUAUAUUUUUGAGUAACAGUAUUUAGCUGUAUGUUAUUCCUAAACUUUAAUAUAUCCAUAAAGUUGUAUCAAAGAAAUAAAACUUCUUAUACUCACUAAAUUUGUACUUUUGUUGACAGAUUGUUGAUCCAGUCCUGGCAGCCAAGAUUGAUGAGAUUGUAUCACAACUCAAAAAAUGCCAUGAUGGAAAAAUGAACUUUACGUUGAUUUUAGAUGAUGUAUCAGGAAAUAGUUUCAUAGAAAAUCCACAUGCUCCUAAAGACGAUCCUUGCAUGACUCUUGUACAAUAUAUGCGGAGUACUGAACAAGAUGCCAGUCUUGGCCUUCAGUCUGCAAGUGAAGAUGCCACAGAAGAAAAUACCGCUGAGAAAGAAGGUGGGAAAAGUUUUAGAUUAUAGUUAUUGAUUGCGGGUGAAAAGAAGAGCCUGUGAUCCUAAUCUCCAGGUUGUUAUUAUUAAUCUACAUUCAGAGUUUUUAUGGGAUUUGAAUAUUUAAAAAAUAAGUAGAAAAACGUUUGUGUUGCAGACACUUUAAACCUUCUAUAUGUAGAGCUACAAUUGGUCUAGAUGAUGCGUGGGCCGGCAGCAACUCAGGCUAAAAAACAAUCAAUAAAAGUACUUUUUGUAUUUUAGAAUUUGAACAAGUGUCAAGUAUUUUUGUUUGUUUCCUUUUGAAGAUGAAGACAAAGACAACAAAGUUACAGAUGAGGUAAUAAUUGAGUUCAUAAGUCACUAGGAUUAUAUUUUCUCAUCAUGGGCACUACGAUUUAUAGGUAAAUACCAAACACGAGUUGUGUUUACACAAGUCAGCAGUGACAGAGUACAGACAUUUUCCCAGACAAUUUGCCCAGGAAAACAGCCAGCAUUUCGUGAUGCCACGGCUAGUUUCCCUGUGAAAUGGUACCCAGUGGUGGACUCGACAAUGUUGGCUUGGUCCAAAAAGAUCCAAAACUGCCCACAACAUUGUCUUUAUGUCGAAUACAACAGUGCCUUCUAUUCUUGAAGCUAAGUAUUAGCCUCCAAAGUUUGGGCAUGGGUAGAAGACAAAAUUUCUGUCUCUCCUUUUCGUGGCUUUCUUUUGCUUUGCUUUUCUUUCUCUAUUUUUUCUUUUGCUGGGCAAUUACAAGGCUUUGUUUUGAUGGGAAAAGAUUUGCACAAAAAUCCCAAGGAUAGUGAAAUUAUUCAGUAAAAGGAAGUACAGGUGGGCAGUGGAACAAGAUUCUUAUUGAAGUUUUUUUGUUAAUCUUUUGAUGGUUUUUUUUUCCUUUGUCGGGUAUUUGGUGUGGAAAUCAUUCAUUCUUGCUCAAUUUUCAGUGCAGCCAUGCAGGGGUAAACGGCCUACCCUCCCUCCCUGAAAAUCACAUGGGUCAUAUUACUAACAACCCUCUAAGCUUACCUGUCCCAGCUUGGCUUAGUCCGCUGAUCAAUCAUGUUUAUCCAUACCUUAAUUUGAAUACAACUGACCAUGAAUAUGAAUGUUUUUUAAUAGAUUAUGGAUCACUAUGAAUGGAAUGUAACACACUAGAUCUGCCCACUGCCAAACCAUUUUUUACCUACACACAUUCGCCUCUGGACCACCCAUAACUGCUGUACAAAAAACUCUUUCCCCUGCACAAGUUAGGUGUCAGAGUUGUUUAGGACCAUUAAAAUUGAUGAUGUUAAAAUAGAUAAAAGCGAUGUCACGUAGUCUCUUAGGGGGCAAACAAGUGAUAAAAUCCUGCCGAUUACAAGAAAUCGGGGUCAAGUUUAUUCAUUCUAAACAACAGAAAAUGAAAAAAAACAUUUCAUCUUAAACACCUAAUGUCACAGUGCAGUGGACACGCCCAAAAGAAGGAAACUGCAGCAUCACCAUGUAUUCAUUCACGGUAAUGGCAAGUUAUGGGUGGACGUGAUUAUUGUUUAAUACUCUUUUAGAAGAUGCAGUUGCGACCGUAGAUGUUCUCAUAGCAAGCAAUAAUGAGGUAAAACUUGUCAACACUCGAACUGUACAUUUUGCUCGACUAAAAUCGUCGUUUUGCUUUAAGAGAAUAAACAAACUUGACCGUAAUUACUCGUAUUGGGAAAUUUUAUUAAUGUUUACCCCCUGACAUACCACGCGACAUUGAUUUUAUGCCAACAAUCCUAAAGCCUCUUCCAACGAUGGCGGGUGGAUGGUCCAGAUGUUAAUGUGUGUGGGUAAAAAUGGAGUGGCAUUGGGCAGAUCUAGUGUCAUACAUUCCAAAUAUGAUAUUAUGUAAACAGCAGUAAUCUGUUCAACAACAUUCAUAUUCAUGCUCAGUUGUAUUAAGGUAUGGGAAAAUGAUUGAUCAGCGGACUAAGCCAAGCUGGGACAGUUUGGCUUAGGAGAAGUUAGUAAUAUGACCCACGUGAUUUUCUGGGUAGGAGGGUGGGCCGUUUACGCCUGCGUGGCUCCGCUGAAAACUGAGCAAGAAUGAAUGAUUUCCAGGCCAAAUCAGCAUUUAUCAUCAAGAGAUACGCAAUCGUUCUCGAAACUCAGUGUUUGACUAGCCACGUUAAAUCUCUUAAUUACGAGUAUUUAUGCAAAGUGUCUUCACAUAUUAUUGAGUGUUUCUGAAUGGUGAGCCUUUGUAUGGGUACCUGCGGACGUCGAUUUCUCCGCGCGUUUUCAUCGAAUGGCCUUUUUUUUUUCAGGCGAAAUCGUCGCAUGUCAAGAAUUGUUUUACCUGCUAGCGCUACCAGUGAGUUCAGCGCAAAGUGCAGCACACUUUCUGGCAGGUUUCUCUGCCGUCAUUGCAAGAGUAGCUUUGUCAAACUUGACUGAAAUGGCAAUGCGAUCGUGGCUUCAAUCUCUACUACUCCGCUUCGUCAAUGGCGAUCGUCGCGACUUCGAUUUCGUCGGAAUUCCAUACAGAGGCUCAAUAGGGUGCAAGGGACGAGACUUGUAUACAAAUUGAUGAUAUUGCUCUUUUCGUUUUGCCACUCAGGUGUUAAACUUUCCAACAAACUGUUCAUCGUGCAAUGCACCAGCCGAGACAAGAAUGAAGGUUGUUGGUAUCCUUCCAGCUAGUUUCAGUUGUUGAGUUUUGACAGUUAACAUCAUCACCUAUUCCCGCAGCUGCUGCCUUUCCCAUGUCACACGCGUCUUAUUUUCUUUUGACUUUAUUUUUGCGACCCCCCUACUAUCUGGGAGCCUGAUACAGGCUAGUUUACAAGCUGUUCGUCUGUAUAUUUCAAUGUGCAUUGUUUUGUUUUUAAGUCUUAUUAAACAUGUCAAAAGUUGCGCGCUUUAACUUUUAAAUCAGCUAUCCCUCACUUUAAAGAAGUGAUUAUCAUGGCGACAAGUUGUGAUGCUUGUGGAGAUAAGACAAACGAAGUUAAAUCAGGCUGUAAGUAACAAUAAGAUUAUUUUUUUUCAAUUUUUGUAUUACUCUUAAUGAAAAAAUAAGGAUAGAAAGACAGAAAGGGAGAGCCCUCCGAAGGGCUUCCUUGCAGACUGCACUUCAUCGAUCUUUCUUGGUAAGCAAUUUUAUCCACCAAGUGCUUAACAAUCGCAAGGAAAAUACACUAGGCAUGCUAGGUGAAUUAAAAGGGUGAUUCUUGCUGCAAAUAUAUUAUUUCUGGUUUACGCCUUUUUUUUGUAAUAUUUCUCGUUCUUUAAGCCAUUAAGCGAAACCGUCGUAGAAUAGUGGAAUCGGAAAAACGGAAGAAUCGUACAGUCGGAAACUUUUUACCAUUAGCACGUUUGGAUAGAACCUGACAAUAUCACACUACAGUGUCUUAGAAUAGUAGAACUGGAAAAAAUCGGAAGAAUCAUAUAAUCGGAGACUAAUGUCUUUAAUACAAGUUUACUGACUUAAUCGCAGAAUAGUAAAAUUGGAGGAAAUCUUUCAAAGAUUAGUUAGUUUUAUAAAAUAACUAAGAUAGUACGUUAGUUCUGAUUGGUUAAAAACCUAUGGUUUAUUGUGCCGGUAACCUAUAGAAAACUUAAAGUUAUUUUAUUUCGGCUCGUGAUUUACAAGCUUUUCUCGUGUUUUCACAGCUUCUCCCAACAUCCCGCCUGGGUUAUCACGCCGGUAAACCCAUAGAAAGUGUGGUCUAUUGUUUUAAUAAUACGGAGAAUAUAGUACCCCUAAAUCUGUAAUCGGUUAUAUACUAUUCUCCAAUUUAGCACCUAAUGUGUGCACUGCUCUCUGGUCGCCAAAUGAAGCCUGCGAGUAAGCUCUCCAUUUAUCGCGAGCGAAGCGAUUCGUAGGAAACGUCUACACGCAGGUAAAGCGAUCCGCGACAGAACGCGCGAGCGAGCCGCGAGAGACGGCGGAUCGCGUUCUGCUCUCGCAUGACUUCUCGCGACUCCCCCAAUGGUUACCUUGCUCGCAGGCUAGACCUAUGCAAGUGCUGCUUCUAGUGAGGCACUAGAGAUUGUAAUGAUUAUUAGAGUGAAGUUGUGUUUUUUGUUCGCAGCUGGAAUUGAACCCAAAGGAUGCAGACUAACUCUUAAGAUAACAGAUCCUGAAGAUCUCAACAGAGAUGUUCUCAAGGUACAGUUUUACUCUCUUAAAACAUUUUGUUUGGGGUGGCUCGUACUAGUUUUCUCGCGUGGGGAUUCCAUCGCGCACGUGCAUCCCACUCCACUUUGUACGCGCAAGAUACAGAAAACGACACAGAAAACAACGUUUUGCAAAGCAUGUGAAUUUUCCGCCAUUUUCCUCAGAUCUUUCAAAACAACUAAGCUGACGCAACCUCGUCCUCAGGGCUUGUCGUUUGCCGUCCCUUUUUCUAGCAAUAGCCUGUACCAUUGACGUAAUUGUACCAGAUAACGCAAACGUCUUCCAUAUUUGUCAUCGCCAGCUGGUAAAGAAGAACUGAUUAGGCGGGGGAUUUGAGCCAGUUAGAAACGGAGAAAUAUUUUUGUGUGAAUAAUAAUAAUAAUAAUGUCUAUUAUUUUCAGUCUGAAACUUGCGAAGUACAAAUUCCGUCUUUGGAUUUUGUGACCCAUGCUGGCACGUUAGGUGGAAGGUUCACGACAUUAGAAGGUCUGCUCACAAACAUCAAGGAACAGGUGAGGAACAAAGAUUACCUCAAUAGUUCAAAAGCAGUUGUUUUGAAGACAGUCAAACAAUCGAGCUUUAAAUGUUAACUUCACUUUCAUUGAAAUCGGCUGGAGUUCUUUUAAGGAGAUUAAAGGGUGGCUCAUAUUUUCUUCCCCAGAGAUGCGAUCUUUUUUGGCCAGCGCCUCGGAUAAAAAGCGCUUACAGGUUCCAGGAUAUCGCGCAGGUGCAAUAGCAGCUGUCUGUAUAUAACCGUUGGUAACGGUAUUAAGUUUCUCAGGUUGCGUAGAAUCUCAGCUCUCAAUCCACCGCGCUGGCCAAAAGGAUAGCAGCACUGGGGACUAAAAUGACUGUGGCCAUGAUAAAUACAAUGGUAAACUGCGCAUUAUUUUCUUGCAAAAAAGAAAUAUUAAAUAGCCUGAAAAGUGUCCUAAAGUUCCAUACUGGACACUUAACCAAGAAUGUUAGGUGAAUGGCGUGACAUGUAGAACCCCCAGCCCCGUGCCAUACCCCCAAGCCCAGGAGUAAUUUGUGCUCUUCGGCUAUCGACCUCGAUAAUCACAAGGAGAACACAGGACGAUGAGUAGUCUAGAGUGAAUGAGUGAGUGAGUGUGCGUUGUUUUACUGAGUAGGUAUAAGCUCUACUUUCUAAGGCGUUUACCUCUUAUAACGGGGACGUAGGGGGCAAGAGUGUGAGCUCUUCCCAUUGCUUAUUUCUUGAUUGUUUUACACCGCUAUAGUUGCAGUCUGUGAAUCCGUUUGGCUUUGGAGACAGUCCUGCGUUAUUUAAUAGUCAGAUGAAGACAUUUUUGACAGGCAUUGAUAAGGUUUGUAACUUUCAGUAGUAACUCAUGUUCAGAGAACUUCACAAUUCCAAAUUGUGGUUUAUCUGGUGUGUAAAUCGAGACACCAUGAUGUAAGUGGUAGGUAUUACGGUCACUGAAGUUAGAUUGCUAGUUUGAAGCGUGAACAAAAGUUGUUUUUAGUUUUUUGGUCCUGAUUCGCACCAUACCCCGGCAAGCUUUAUGAAGAGUUCCCCAGCUAAUUUCUUAUAUCUUCCUCUUUACAGAUAAUAAGCGGUGAAGAGCUAGGUGUGGAGAUUAUACUCGAUGAUCCGGCCGGAAAUAGCUACAUACAGGUAAAACAAAAUAUCUAGGGACAGUUCUUUCCUAACCUUAGUUAAUGCUAUGCUAACGCGCAUUUCCUUUAUUCCUGCGAAAUCAAACAGUGAAACUGCACAACAUUUUCGAUCAAUUAAAGCAUAGUUUAAUAGCGCGUGAACCAGAAAAAUGUAUGGGGUGGAUAUUAGUCCUUCAAUCAUGUGUCUUGACUUCAACGCAGACACCUGCCGAACAUUUUGUAUCAUUCCUCAGUGUCUAUCUUGGAAGUAGGUGAUUUUAUUCACUCUGAGGAGGGGCUGGCACUAAAGGUCAGCUUUCAGCCUCUUUCAGGCAUUCAGAUUUUGCUUUUUACGAUGGCCAAAUUCCAACCACAUUUCGCUUGUCAGGUUCCUGACGAACGAACAAAAUAACUCACUGGCCGUUUCAGGGACUAAAUUACCAAGACCAGCACUCGCGAAUCCCGUAAAUAAAAAUUGCGUGCAGUACAAAAGCUCGCUGCUCUUUUCCUCACGAUAGUUGUUACCAGGGAAUGUCUUCACAUGCAGUACCCCGUUUUUUAUGUGUAGGGCUUGACUGACAUUUCAGUCUUGGUAUUUAGCCAUGGUAAACAAGUCUUUCAUACACUUAGAAUAUAUUUGACAGUCAAAUACUUUUUCAUUUCCUCUACUGUCAAGUCGACUUUAAGGCUCAUGUUUUACCUCAACCAUUCUGUAGAAUCUGUACGCGCCAGACCCAGACCCCGAGCUGGAAGUUUUUCAUUAUCAAAGGUCAAAGGAACAAGACGAUGAACUGGGAAUAUCAGAUAUGAAGACAGAGGGAUAUGAAGAGGAUGAAAAGAGCUGACAGCGAAAGAAAUUCCGUGAUGAGACAUUCUCUUUAAGCCACUGAUAUUGGAAAAAUUGACGAUAAUGUAAAAUAAACUGAUCUGCAUCUACAAUCUUGGACAGAAUAAAAUGGAACAGCAAACCAAAUGAAGGAUGAAGCCUCGCAAAAGCCAAAACGCACCAUUUUCCCAUCCUUGAUUUGGGAGGGGGUGAAGAGGGGGUACAAAUUUUCCAUCUACUUUGUCCAAGAUUGUGGAUACAUAGUUCGCGAACGCGGACGUAUUUCGGGUCGUCACCUCUCUCCUUCUCUCCCCCAAUCCGAAAGUAACUUUUUGGCCCGCAUGCUAUUCCUCACUGGGCUAGACUGUUGACAGUCCCGUAUUUUUCCGUGUGAUCGUCG